Pipra filicauda (Wire-tailed manakin) is the source of this 4678-nucleotide messenger RNA. It is a transcript of the gene ARSB, whose product is annotated as arylsulfatase B. The coding region runs from base 19 to 1602 and encodes 527 amino acids. The transcript is spliced from 8 exons. The record is from RefSeq and is a predicted model, not a curated record. Lineage: Eukaryota; Metazoa; Chordata; Aves; Passeriformes; Pipridae.
CAGUUCCUGCUGCCGGGGAUGGCGAGGCAGGCGGUAACGGCGAUGGUUCUUAGCCGGCUCCUCUGCCUGCCCCUCUGCCUCUUGCCCCUCUGCCUGCCGCGCCCGGCGGCGGCCCGGCCGCCCGCCCCGCACCUGGUGCUGGUGCUGGCCGACGACCUGGGCUGGGGCGACGUGGGCUGGCACGGCUCUGCCAUCCGCACGCCGCGGCUGGACGCGCUGGGCGCGGACGGCGUGCGGCUGGAGCGCUACUACACCCAGCCGCUCUGCACCCCGUCCCGCAGCCAGCUGCUCUCCGGCCGCUACCAGAUCCACACAGGUUUACAACACCAGAUAAUUUGGCCAUGCCAGCCCAGCUGUCUGCCACUGGAUGAGAAACUCCUCCCAGAGCUACUUCAAGAGGCGGGAUAUGUUACUCAUAUGGUGGGGAAGUGGCAUUUAGGGAUGUACAGAAAAGAGUGCCUUCCAACCCGCAGAGGAUUUGAUACUUAUUUUGGCUAUCUUUUGGGCAGUGAGGAUUAUUACACUCAUGACCGUUGCGUUCUCAUCAAAACAAAGAAUGUAACGCGCUGUGCUCUGGACUUUCGAGAUGGAGAAGAAGUUGCAACUGGAUUUAAAAAUGUGUACUCCACAAAUUUAUUUACAGAAAGAGCAAUAGAUCUUAUAGCAAAUCACAAAACUGAGAAGCCCCUCUUUCUCUACCUUGCCUUUCAGUCUGUCCAUGAACCUCUUGAGGUCCCUGACGAAUACAUGAAACCAUAUUCUUUCAUAAAAGAUUUAAAGAGGCGCCAUUAUGCAGGGAUGGUGACUCUUAUGGAUGAAGCUGUAGGAAAUCUUACUGAUGCUCUGAAAACAAAUGGUCUUUGGGACAACACAGUUCUUGUUUUCUCUACUGAUAAUGGAGGACAGACUUUGGCAGGUGGGAAUAACUGGCCACUGAGAGGGAGAAAAUGGACCCUCUGGGAAGGAGGAGUAAGAGGAGUAGGCUUUGUUGCAAGUCCUUUGCUGAAACGAAAAGGUGUAGAAAGUCAUGAACUCAUCCAUAUCUCUGACUGGCUGCCAACACUGGUGCACCUUGCUGGAGGACAUACCAAUGGCACUAAGCCCUUGGAUGGCUUUGAUGUUUGGAAAGCUAUCAGUGAAGGAAGACCUUCUCCCAGAGUGGAACUGCUGCACAACAUAGACCCGAUGUUUGUGGAUGACUUCCCAUGUCUUGGCAUUGACAACAGGACAUCUUUACCACAGAGCAAUUCUUCUCCAUGGGAUGAUACACUUUUCAAUAUAUCCAUGCAUGCAGCAAUACGACAUGGAAAAUGGAAGUUACUAACUGGAUAUCCAGGCUGUGGUCAUUGGUUCCCUCCACCAUCUUUGUUCAGUGAAUCUGAGAUUCAGUCAUCUGAUCCAUCAAUGAAGAGACUUUGGUUGUUUGAUAUUGUUCACGAUCCUGAAGAGAGAAAUGAUUUGUCUGAAAAACAUCCUGAUGUGGUGGAAAAACUGCUCUCACGGCUUCAGUAUUAUCAUAAACGUUCAGUGCCUGUGUUCUACCCUGAUGAGGAUCCCCGCUGUGAUCCAGCAGCAACUGCAGCUUGGGGUCCUUGGGCAUAGUGCAGCUUUGCAUCCUGCAAAAAACAAACCCUAGUAGAGGCUGUAUAUGGACUCAGAGUCCUAGUUAAGCAUAUCUUACUUUCUUUAAUGACCUAUUGCUAAUUGUGAACUUAUCCCUUGAGUAAUUUAGUAUUUCUUACUCUUCAUGGGUUUGGAAUUUUUUCAGUCUUUUCUCACACUCUUGUUCCCAAAAAUUGUAUGUGAAAUGUUAGUAAAAGUAUAAAUCUAUUUUUUUUUUAUAUUCUUUGUCUGGAAUAUGCUUUUAAUGCAUAAGCAUUGCCUCCUUCCUUGAAAGAGAUUACUUUUCUUUAAAAGCUGAAAGUAAUCAUGGCAGCAGGGACAUCCAGAAUGCAUCCAUCUGAUUUUUGGUUUCAUGUGUAACAGCUUCUCCUGGAAGCUGUUUCAUUGUAAAGACUAGAAAAAUAUAAUACAAGAGUUGGCAUAACAUCACAUUUUGAACUUCCCUGUACAAGAGGAGUAUUGCCCAACUGGAGUGAGUUCAGUGGAGAACCAUGAAUAUGAUCACAGGGAAGACAGCAAGCAAGGGGAGGCUAAAGAAAAAAAAGGGAGGUUGCUAUCUUCAGCUACCUAAUGUGAGGGCAUAGAAAAGAGGAAGCCAGACUCUCCUCAGAGGUGCACAAAGAUGAAAAACACACAAGGAACAUCUGGAGUUCCAAUGCAAAGAAGAAAAUUAAAAAAAAAAAUCAUACCAUGAGUUUAGUCAAAUAAGGGAACUGUGAGACUAUGGCAGCCCUAUUCCUGGAGAUGUUCAGUCUUUGGUUGGAGAAGAUUCUGAACAACAUGAUCUGUCUCUGAAGUUGGAUCAAAUUUUGAAGUUGACUCUGCUUUAUUAGAGGUGGUGAGGAACAAAUGGGUGACCUCCAAAGGCCGCUUUCUGCAUGAAUUAUUCAAUGAUUCUAUGAUGAACAAAACCUUACUUUUAUUGCCUGCCUAGUAAGCACCCUUUCUUCUCCUAUAUUGUUUCUUUAUUACCAUAGUGGAGUCUGUUUUCAUUCUGGAGUGGGCUCUGAGCCAUAGAGAAAACAGGCCAAGCAACAUUUCUCAAUUACUUAUCAAAUUGAUGCGAGAGCAACCCACCAGCUCUAUUAAGGUCAAACCUUGAAUUCUGGUAAUGCUUCUUAGUGUCCUUGACCAGGUUUCAGGAUGCAGAGCUCAAUCUAUCAUCGUCUCCAGAAAACAGGGAUCUAAUUGCCUUUUUUCUGGCUCCAGGACCAACUCAUAUAAUUGCACUAAAAUUUUGCACAACUUCUCCCAGUUUUCUCUCAGGAGAUUUUGUGCCUUUACCACCUGCAGCUUACUGUAGGUAGCUGUAGCUCUAAUCCUUCCUGUUGACUGAUUGUCAAUCCACUAACUUGUGGAAAUUGUGUAGACCAAACUUUCAGGCUGGAAGGUGUGAAUACAACAGCUUGCCCAAAGUGGUUUUGAAGCAUGCCCAGCAUGAGCCAGGCUGCUGAGGCUUUCAUUCUUCCUGGUGUGAUACUGGAGGCCUGCACUGUGAUGGAGGAGGAAGGAUAAGCACUCUCUUCAUCAACUAUGGGAAUAUUUUGCUUACAGGUGUGGAAGUUACAAGUCAAGAAUUGGACAACUUGUGAGUUAGAAACCUCAUGAAUUAAGGAAUGGAUUAGUGAAUUUGUACUAGUCUAGUCUAGUCUGUACAAAGGGGACUGAGCCCUUGUUAGUUUCUUUUCCUAAUGAGCUCAUAAAAUAAUUUACAGACUGUGUUGUCCUGUAAAUUAGAGAAAUCCAAUUUGGACCAUGACAAUCUUGGCUCUAGAAAAACCUUAACUGCAGUUCUCUUUUCUAGCUAUUGCAGCUUGUCUAUUUUAUACCGAUGUAAUGAUUAAUGCUAGUUUAUAGCUUAUCUGUUUAGUGCAACUGUUUUAUAUCCUAAUUGUCUGUAGCAUACAGUUAGUAACAUGAGUUGGAGUAUGGGAUUCUGAAAGAGUAAGGUGUCAAAUUUUGCCUUCUGUGACUUUUAGAUUUACUAUUUUUGUAUGUAUCUUAAUGAUGCAUGUUGUCCUUCAAAUGUCUUUUUGAGAUAAAUCGUCCAAACAGCAGAGCUUCCAUCAGUCCUCAUUCAUUCAGAAAACGUUGGUUAGUUUAUUUUUGCAAUCAAAUGCAGGUGGAGACAUUGACACCAUUCCCCAGUGUGUAAGGCAAGUAGAUUCAAUGAGUUUACAUUAUUCUAACUCUUUUUUCAUAGGGCAUGUUCUAACUCUUUUCAUAGGGCAUAUUCAAGACUAGAAAGCUAACUGUUCUCAGUCAAUAUCCACAUAUAACAUUUUAGUUUAUAGUAGUGAUUACAAGAUGUGGUUGCUGGAAUAACAAGGGACUGGACUUGGGGUUGGGGGGAAUUUCUGCCCUACAUUCCUGUGUGUCCUUCAGCAUUCGGCACUCAUAUUACAUGAGGAAAGAUGUUGGCUUACCUACAAAAGCAAGAACUUUUGUUAAUGAUAUUUUAAUACAGGUAUUGCUCUUUUUUGUGCUGAUAUCUAGUUUCGUGGAAAAGAAAGAAACACCAGCUAAGUUGUAAAAGCUCAAAUAAAUAAUAUGUUUGAGUCUCCUUGGCUAAAGUUAGAAAACAUUAAAAAAACAUUUUAUUUCAGAGGUAAGUAGAGCUUUUAUGUGUUCUCUUUUCUCUGUGUCCUACAAUCUGCAUUUUAGUAUCUUGCUGCUAUUCUAGUUCAUGUAAUUAAUUUACUAGGAAGAGACUGUGGCACAUCACUGUCUUGUAUAGGUAUUCAAUUCACCCUUUGUUUCCUCCUGUUAUAUUUUAAAAUCCAAAGAUUCAUUAUUUUCUCAGCUACAGUAUACAUCAUUAUUUAUUUUCUGAUUUUCCAUGGGUGGUCCUUCAUAAAACAUUUUAAUUGAAUUGGGUUAGAAAAAAAAGAAACAUCUGGCUGACAUGUUUAGGUUGGCAUCUGCAAAGAGUUGUAUACUGUUCAAUUGUUUCAAACUGGAAAAUAGAGAAUUCUUUGUAUAUUUUGUGGUUACUUAACAUUCAAAAAUGCAAGUAUUUUAAACUCUCUAAAUAAAACUUCAUUUCAUCCCUUUC